AUGUCAGUGCCCAAGCAUAGACUUCAAGAAGUAGCUGCUCUAUCGGCAAAAAUAUUCAAACAAAAUUUCAAUCCUACAGCUGCAAGGAAUGGUGGUAAGAUACUUGCUCAGAGAUUAAGAGGUCCCUCACUCGCGAACUACUAUGGAAAUCCGGAUUUUGUCAAGUUCAAACAUUUGAAGACUUUGUAUCCUGGAUUCACAUUUGCUGAUCAAGAAGAGGACUACAGGCUGCUCAUGAAUGAAGCUAAGAAGCGGAGAGGCAAAGGUGCCCCGGCCAAGAAGAAAGAGGCUAGCAAGGACAAGAGCAAGACGAAGAAGAGAAAGUAG
Molecule: messenger RNA, 327 nt
Organism: Lachancea dasiensis
Lineage: Eukaryota; Fungi; Ascomycota; Saccharomycetes; Saccharomycetales; Saccharomycetaceae
Source: the annotation of a GenBank genome assembly